This is a messenger RNA of Rhagoletis pomonella (apple maggot), 545 nucleotides long. RefSeq lists its product as uncharacterized. The record is from RefSeq and is a predicted model, not a curated record. Lineage: Eukaryota; Metazoa; Arthropoda; Insecta; Diptera; Tephritidae. The transcript has a single exon. The coding region runs from base 90 to 392 and encodes 100 amino acids.
AGCAAUCAUAUCGUUUCAAACUCUUAACCGAAAACAUUUAUUUAAAAAGCGAACUCUUUGACUACAUAACAAAGCAUAAUCAAAUAAAAAUGCGUUUACUCAAUUUGUGUUUGAUGUUGGUACUAUUCGUGUGCCUGUUGAGUGACGCCUAUGGGAGUCCUGAAGAAGUGGAAAAUGUAGUUGCUUCGGAUGUGGUGGUGCAGCCUUUAUCGUUGUUGGAUGUCGCUGAGCAGGGACACGAAAAUGAAGGCGACCGUUUAACGCGUGAACAUCGUGGUGGCUAUAGAGGAGGCAGUAGACAUUAUGACGGACGUUAUGGUGGACAUUAUGAUGGUCAUUAUCCUCAACAUUAUGAGAAACAUCGUGAUGGUUAUAGAGGCGGUCAUCACUAAGAUUGAAGUGCUAAAAGGACUGAAUGCGAAUAAGAAACUGAUGUUGAGAUUUACCUAAUAACAAAAACUCUUUUCCUUAUAACAAAAAGGCCGUCAUACUUUUUUCCAUAUUGUACUAAUAAAUUAUUCAAUAAAAUUUUUUGCAUCACAUAA